Messenger RNA from Paecilomyces variotii, 1116 nucleotides. RefSeq names its product short-chain dehydrogenase. NCBI's taxonomy places the organism in Eukaryota, Fungi, Ascomycota, Eurotiomycetes, Eurotiales, Thermoascaceae. The transcript is spliced from 4 exons. The record is from RefSeq and is a predicted model, not a curated record. Bases 1 to 1032 code for a protein of 343 amino acids.
AUGCAGUCCAUUCUGAAGCCGGUCAUCGGGCCUAGAAAGGAAGUCCACGACCUAUCGGGUCGUGUAGCUUUGAUAACGGGAGGAGCCCUUGGUAUCGGAUAUGAAAUAGCCCGCGCGUUCGUGCUCAAUGGCGCCCGAGUGAUCAUGGUCAACCGCAAGGAAGACCAGGGUCAGGAUGCCAUUGAUAAGAUAAAAAAGGAAGCGGGUGCAGACGCCAAGAUUGAAUGGAUGCCAUGCGACAUGGGAAACUUGAAGCAGAUAAAGGAGGUCUUCACGGCUUUCCGUGAGCGGGAAGAGCGUCUUGAUCUGCUUUUGCGUUGUUAUGUUAACUCGCUCUCAAAAAAGCUUAUUCUCUCUGCGGGUAUCAAUGUCAAUCAGUACGGAGAGACUGUCGACCAUAUUGACCGGCAUUUCGAAGUCAACUGGCUGGGCCAGUUCUACGUGGUCAACCUGCUCUACCCGCUGCUCCGCAAGACGUCAAAAAUCCCCGACACCCCAGCUCCUCGCAUUGUGUUCGAGAGCUCUGAGCAGCAUCGCAAUGCUCCAUCAACCGUGCACUUUGGUUCUUUGGAUGAGAUCAACAACCCCGAGAUCGGCAGUACCGAAGUGUACGGACGAACGAAGCUGGCUAUUAUUUUAGGCGUCAAAUACGGACUCCUGGAUCGCGUCAUCAAACCGAAUAACGAUAACAUAUACGCACUUUCCGUCCAUCCUGGAACGGUCAACACAGCCAUGCAGCAACAGUGGAAGGAUGCAUAUCCUGGUCUCCUUGGCAAGGUCUUGACGACGGUAAUGCUGGCAGUCGGUAGAGAUGUCGAGCAGGGUUCCUUCUCUGCUCUAUAUGCGGCGACAAGCCCGGAAGUUGAAGAAAAAGGCUGGAACGGGUAUUACUUCUCAGACGUCGGCCAACCUGGAAAAGAAUCAAGUCAAGCUUCCGACCCAACAUUGGGAGCGGCACUGUGGGAUCUCAGUCAUCGCAUCAUUAAAGACAAAAUAGGCGAGGAUGCUUUUGUGGACUGGAACGCGGCCUAAAUUUAAGGUCUUGAACUGGCUAUUACUCUUGUCUAUAUAACCAGCGAUAAUGAGAACUGGUGCUAUGUUUCCACUUGCAGCUGA